GCUGACAUGCAUGGUACCCUGACCUUUGUAUUGAUUCCCAGUCAGCAGAGCAAGCCGCCUCCUGGGAAGGAGACAGUUAUACACGUGAAAGCGCAUUUUGACUAUGAUCCCUCUGAUGACCCUUACGUCCCCUGCCGAGAGCUAGGCCUGUCUUUUCAAAAAGGAGAUAUACUCCAUGUGAUCAGCCAGGAAGAUCCAAACUGGUGGCAGGCUUACAGAGAUGGAGAUGAAGAUAAUCAGCCCCUGGCGGGCCUUAUCCCUGGAAAAAGUUUUCAGCAACAAAGAGAAGCAAUGAAGCAAACCAUAGAGGAAGACAAGGAGCCAGAAAAAUCAGGAAAACUCUGGUGCGCGAAGAAGAACAAAAAGAAACGGAAAAAGGUUUUAUACAAUGCAAAUAAAAAUGAUGAUUAUGACAAUGAAGAAAUUCUAACCUACGAGGAAAUGUCACUGUAUCAUCAACCAGCAAAUAGGAAACGACCUAUUGUUCUGAUCGGCCCACAGAACUGCGGCCAAAAUGAAUUGCGGCAGCGAUUGAUGAAUAACGAAGUGGAUCGCUUUGCUUCUGCAGUUCCCCAUACCACUCGGAGCAGGCGAGAGACUGAAGUAGCUGGCAGGGAUUACCAUUUCAUUUCCCGUCAGGCAUUUGAGAGUGACAUAGCUUCAGGGAAGUUCAUUGAAUACGGAGAGUUUGAAAAGAACCUCUAUGGUACUAGCAUAGACUCCGUGCGGCAAGUAAUCAACUCUGGCAAGAUAUGCCUUUUAAAUCUUCAUACCCAGUCACUGAAGACACUACGCAAUUCUGACUUGAAGCCAUACAUUAUAUUUGUUGCACCACCUUCACAAGAGCGAUUACGUGCUUUACUGGCCAAAGAAGGGAAAAACCCAAAGCCGGAAGAGCUGAGAGAAAUCAUAGAGAAGACAAGGGAGAUGGAACAGAACAACGGCCACUACUUUGAUACAGCAAUUGUGAAUUCUGACCUUGAUAAGGCAUAUCAGGAGUUACUGCGGUUAAUAAACAAACUUGACACAGAACCCCAGUGGGUGCCCUCUACCUGGCUACGAUGAGAGAGAGAUUCCAAGGGACAAACAGACUUCAACCUAGUAAUCUUUCCAAGGAAAUCGUUUGUACGUCUGCCCGGUUCUAUUCUAAGUGCAUGUGAGCUCUAGACCUCAGUGGCUGCAUCUUUUGCCAGUGACGUUGCGUAUUAUUGAAAAAAUAUGCUAAUCAGCUUGUGAGCCAGUUUAACUGAGCUAAAGAUUGUGCAAGUUUUCUUCCUCUGUGGUUUAGAAAUGGAGACCUUGUCAGUACUAAAUUCUGAAGCUUUAGGUAGAUUUUUUUUUUUCUCCUAGCCACUACUUUUAUACAUAAAUCCACCUUUUUUUACCUAGAAUCACCCUUAUGAAAUCAAAGAUUUUAAGUAUGUGUAUAUACAGUCCAUGCUGUCACAUAGUUAUAAAUAUGAAUGUUAUUUAACACUUAACUUAAUGACUUUGUGGGA
Messenger RNA from Eurypyga helias (sunbittern), 1499 nucleotides. RefSeq names its product membrane protein, palmitoylated 5 (MAGUK p55 subfamily member 5) (gene PALS1). The record is from RefSeq and is a predicted model, not a curated record. Gene Ontology annotation, biological process: protein localization to plasma membrane; establishment or maintenance of epithelial cell apical/basal polarity; morphogenesis of an epithelial sheet. Gene Ontology annotation, molecular function: protein binding. The transcript has 8 exons. Gene Ontology annotation, cellular component: adherens junction; plasma membrane. Lineage: Eukaryota; Metazoa; Chordata; Aves; Eurypygiformes; Eurypygidae. The annotation marks the transcript as partial.